This is a messenger RNA of Gracilinanus agilis (Agile Gracile Mouse Opossum), 3297 nucleotides long. RefSeq names its product component of oligomeric golgi complex 2 (gene COG2). The record is from RefSeq and is a predicted model, not a curated record. The coding region runs from base 1 to 2220 and encodes 739 amino acids. NCBI's taxonomy places the organism in Eukaryota, Metazoa, Chordata, Mammalia, Didelphimorphia, Didelphidae. The transcript is spliced from 18 exons. Gene Ontology annotation, biological process: protein transport; Golgi organization; intra-Golgi vesicle-mediated transport. Gene Ontology annotation, cellular component: COG complex; membrane.
AUGGAGAAGAAGAGGAUGAACCUGCCCAAGGGGCCGGAUACGCUGUGCUUCGACAAGGACGAGUUCAUGAAGGAUGACUUCGAUGUUGAUCAUUUUGUGUCUGACUGUAGGAAAAGGGUCCAGUUGGAAGAACUUAGAGAUGAUCUUGAACUCUAUUACAAGCUUCUUAAAACAGCCAUGGUGGAGCUCAUUAAUAAGGAUUAUGCAGACUUUGUCAACCUUUCAACAAACUUAGUUGGCAUGGACAAAGCCCUCAACCAGCUCUCUGUACCUUUGGGACAAUUACGAGAAGAGGUUAUGAGCCUUAAAUCAACUGUCAGUGAUGGAAUUCGGGCAGUUGAUGAGCGAAUGUCUAAACAAGAGGAUAUCAGAAGAAAAAAGAUGUGUGUAUUGAGACUUAUUCAAGUUAUUCGCUCAGUUGAGAAAAUUGAAAAAAUAUUAAAUUCCCAAAAUUCUAAGGAAACAUCUUCUUUAGAAGCAAGCAGUCCACUUUUGACUGGGCAGAUUUUAGAGAGAAUUGCCACAGAAUUUAACCAGUUACAAUUUCAUGCUGUUCAAAGCAAAGGAAUGCCUCUUUUGGAUAAAGUGAGACCACGUAUAGCUGGUAUAACAGCCAUGUUGCAACAGUCACUAGAAGGACUAUUAUUAGAAGGUCUUCAGACUUCUAAUGUUGAUAUAAUACGUCAUUGCUUGCGGACUUAUGCAACAAUUGACAAGACAAGAGAUGCAGAGGCCUUAGUUGGCCAAGUACUAGUGAAACCAUACAUUGAUGAGGUGAUUGUAGAACAAUUUGUUCAGUCUCACCCAAAAGGCCUUCAGACCAUGUAUAAUAAGUUGUUGGAGUUUGUUCCUCACCAUUGCCGUCUUCUUCGAGAAGUCACAGGAGGAGCUAUCUCAAGUGAAAAGGGUAAUACUGUUCCUGGGUAUGAUUUUCUUGUGAAUUCUGUGUGGCCAGAAAUAGUAUGCGGUUUAGAAGAGAAGCUCCCUUCAUUAUUUAAUCCUGGGAAUCCAGAUUCAUUCCAUGAGAAGUAUACUAUAAGUAUGGAUUUUGUGAGAAGAUUUGAACGACAAUGUGGAUCACAGGCCAGUGUGAAAAGAUUAAGAUCACAUCCUGCUUACCACAGUUUCAAUAACAAGUGGAACUUACCUGUUUAUUUUCAAAUAAGAUUUAGAGAAAUAGCAGGAUCCUUAGAAGCAUCACUUAUAGAUGGCCUGGAAGAAGCUCCAGCUGGGAGCUCAUUUUGCCUUUUGGCCUCUCAUAUGGCAUGGGUCAGUCUUAUGAAGUGUUGGUCAGAUCAGAUGUUUUUACCAUUGCUAGCACACCGUCUCUGGAAACUCACUUUACAGAUUUUAGCACGGUACUCCAUGUUUAUUAACGAGUUAUUACUCAGGCCUCUCUCCAAUGAAAGUGCCAAGGAUAACAAGAAAUCCUCUAUAAAUAGUAACAAGGAGUCUUCCUCCAUCAGCCAAGGAACCAAUGAAGACCAAGGAAAUAGCCUUUCUGAAACACAGACUGUAGCUUUCAUUUCUAAUACACAGCUUAUAUACGUGGUUGCAGACCUUGACAGACUUCAAGAACAACUUCCAGAACUGUUGGAAAUAAUCAAGCCCAAACUCGAAGUAAUUGGUUUCAAGAAUUUUUCCUCUAUCUCAGCAGCUCUUGAGGAUUCUCGAAUUUCUUUAUCCUCCUCCAUGCCUUCCCUGAGUAACAGGAUCAUCCAAGACUUGAGUGAGUCCUGCUUCAGUUAUCUGAAAAGUGCCCUGGACGUUCCUAGACUUUACCGAAGAACCAAUAAGGAGGCCCCAACCAAAGCUUCACCUUAUGUGGACAGUGCACUGAAGCCGUUCCACCAGCUCCAGAGUGAGCACAAGGACAAACUCAAGCAGUCAAUAAUUCAUCAAUGGUUAGAAGGUGCUCUUUCAGAAAGUACUCACAAGUAUUAUGAAACUAUAUCUGAUGUUCUAAGCUCUGUGAAGAAGAUGGAAGAGAGCUUGAAAAGACUAAAACAGGCCAGAAAAACUGCCACUACCAAUCCCAUUGGCACUAAUGGCGGCAUGAGUGAUGACAACAAAAUCAGACUCCAGUUGGCCUUGGAUGUUGAGUCCUUAGGAGAACAAAUGCAAAAGAUGGGUCUGCAAACAAACAACAUAAAAAGCUUUACAGCUCUCAUAGAGCUUGUUAUAGCUGCCAAGGACCAGGCAAUAGCAGAACAGCCAUAAGUAUUUCGGAAGACUCCUGAAAAAGGAAACAGAUUGUUGGGCUUUGUAAACCUGAAAAGGUGGCACUGCUCUCUUACUGAUCCUUAUUGAGUAAUGAAGUGCUUCUGAAUGCUUCUCCAGCAGCAAGUCAAUGCAUCUCCUAUCAACAUGAUGGGAACUUAUUUCACAAGCAAAAAAAAAGAAAGAAAGAAAUCACAGAAAUUUCUCUUCCAUUGUAAGGAAGGCAGUGGUUAUGUUUUUGUGGUUGUUUUUUUUUUUGGCGGGGGGUGGGGGUUGGUUGGUUGGUUGGUUGGACACUUUCUACUGUAAGUUACAAAGCAAAUUAUUUUUAUUGUAAAUCUUAGUGUGAAAGAACUGAUUUUUAAAAUAUGAUUAAAGCAAAUAUAUCAACAUAUCUAUAUAUAAGUAUCUAAGAAGUUGUUUUCCCAACACUAUGGCUAGAAGAAAAGGAUGUUGCAAGGAAGAUCCCACAGUUAAUGGUAUGGAGAGUUCCUUAGUCCCUUUUCUCUGAAAUUAAAUGGCUGUAAAUUAUUGUGACCUUAAAAGAACAAACAUUAAAAUAGUGUUCUCUACUUUGGCACUCAUUAUUUAUGAACUGUGCUUCUGAUGUUACUUUACAUUAUUCUGACAUUGGUUAGGAGUUAGUACCAGUGGGGAUGAAUAUACUUUUAUUUCCCAAUAAACUCCAAAGCUAUUUCUCUAUUCAUCAUAUAUCACUACUGCACUUGUUUUCCUUAAUACAUUUAAAAGUUUGAGUAUCAAGAAUGUGAGAAAUCAAAAUAAAACCAAGAUGCAUUUUGUCGGAGUGUUGUAGAAAGGCCCAGAGUUGGCAGCAAAUUAGGCCAACCUCAAAAGAGAGAAAAGGCAAAGGAAGGAGAGUUUGUGCCAAUGACCAUGGUGGAUGGUGAAGGACCCACUCCCUUGGAAUUAUGAACUACCAUUUUAAUAGUCUAAUCAUAAGAGAAGGGGGUAAAAGUCAGGGGGCCAGCAGAGAGUGUGCCAUAGCUACCAUGUGUUUACUAUUCUUUUUUUUUAAUUUUUGAUAAUUGCUUUCUGACAUUUUAUUUUUAUUUUUAU